Messenger RNA from Astrephomene gubernaculifera, 1828 nucleotides. The record is from the annotation of a GenBank genome assembly. NCBI's taxonomy places the organism in Eukaryota, Viridiplantae, Chlorophyta, Chlorophyceae, Chlamydomonadales, Astrephomenaceae.
AGGGUCUGGACCAAUUCAUAUAGAACAUUAACUUCUUCCCAGAAUACUAUUACAAGGAGCUUGGACGCGAGCAAAGGUCUGGCAACAUCCUGCCCUCUAUACAGAAGUACAGUAAGCCAUGCCUAGGGAAAUUAUUAAUUUACAAGUAGGCCAAUGCGGAAAUCAAGUAGGAAGCGAGUUCUGGCGCAAGCUAUGUCAAGAGCAUGGCAUAGCCAAGGACGGUCGCUUGGAGGACUUUGCAACGCUGGGAGGCGACCGCAAGGAUGUGUUCUUCUACCAAGCCGACGACGAGCAGUACAUACCACGUGCUAUCCUUCUAGACCUAGAGCCCCGAGUGAUCAACGGCAUCCAAACCUCGGACCUGCGGAAUCUGUUCAACCCGGAGAACAUCUUCAUCUCAAAGGAGGGUGGUGGCGCUGGCAACAACUGGGCUAGCGGCUACACGCAGGGGGAGGCAGUGCAGGAGAUGCUUUUAGACAUGAUUGACCGAGAAGCGGAGUACUGCGACAGCCUGGAGGGUUUCAACAUGUGCCACUCCAUUGCGGGUGGUACGGGCUCGGGCAUGGGCUCGUACAUGCUCGAGCUGCUGAGCGACCGCUACAGCAAGAAGCUCAUACAGACGUACAGCGUUUUCCCCAACCAGUCCGAGUCAAGUGACGUGGUCGUGCAGCCGUACAACUCGCUGCUCACGCUCAAACGCCUCACGCUGCAUGCGGACGCGGUGGUGGUGCUGGACAACACGGCGCUGGACAAGAUUGCGGUGGAGCGGUUGCACCUGCUCAAGCCCGACGUGCAGCAGAUCAACAGCCUCAUCGCGACGGUCAUGGCGGCAUCCACCACGACGCUGCGCUACCCAGGCUACAUGAACAACGACCUGGUGGGCCUGGUGGCGUCGCUCAUCCCCACCCCGCGCUGCCACUUCCUCAUGACGGGCUACACGCCGCUCACGGCGGAGAACGCGGCGGGCCAGGUGACGUCCAACAUCCGCAAGACGACGGUUCUGGACGUCAUGCGGCGCCUGCUGCAGCCCAAGAACAUCAUGGUGUCCACGCACACCAAGUCUCGCGACAUCAGCUCCGCCAAGUACAUCUCCAUCCUCAACAUCAUCCAGGGCGAGGUGGACCCCAGCCAGGUGCACAAGAGCCUGCAGCGCAUCCGCGAACGCAGGCAGGCAAACUUCAUCGAGUGGGGCCCGGCGAGCAUCCAGGUGGCUCUGUCCAAGAAGAGCCCCUACGUGCAGACGGCGCACCGUGUGAGCGGGCUGAUGCUGGCCAACCACACGUCCAUCCGGCACCUCUUCAACAAAGUGCUGCGAGACUACGAGAAGCUGAUGGGACCCAAGCAGGAGCGCCAGGCGUUCAUGCAGGCGUACAAGGACGUCCCGCGCUUCAACGACGGCGGCACCGGCACGGCGCUGCUGGAGGAAUUCCACGACGCCAAGGAGGUGGUGACGGAGCUGGCCAACGAGUACGCGGCAUGCGAGUCGGCCGACUACAUCCAGCGCCAGAUGAUGGCGUAAGAGGCUGAAGCGUUCUAGUUCGGGAGGGCUUGUACAUACCGCGUGCGGCGAAGCGAUGGCGGACAAGGACGGCAAGGGACCGUCGACGAGGCUGCGUGGAGUGCUAACAUUACAAUGCCGGGCAAGGCCCCAAAACAGCCCGUGUAUCAUGUGCUACAGCUAUUGUGCUCGUAUGGUGUUAUCCUCGGAAUCAGUCACUGUAACAAUGCGUACACUCAUCUAUCCACAUUGUAGGAUAUGUCUGUCUCAAUAGGAGGGAAGAGAUAAAAGUGCAGAGGCGGGGUUGUCAAGGUGUAUGUUGUCCAACCA